AUGACUUUGUGCUUGACAAUUAGUUCAUUGGGCAUUACAGAAGCCACAACACCUGUACUAACUCCUGCACCCUCACACCCUGGAGGAGAGGAAAAUGCUCACCCUCAUCACCCUCACCCCUCACCUUCACCCUUCCCUGUCACCCUGAGCCGCCCUGCAGUCCCCAUCAUGGAGUAUAUACAAAUCGUGCAGCGUCCACCGUUCUCACACCGCCCCUACGGCCUCCUGCGGUCACCCUACACGGAGCACCCCACCUGCUCCGUCCUCUGCCAUCACCCCACCGCGCCGCACACCCACCGCAGCCUCAUCCACCUCACCCGCGCCUCAUGGCUGGCGGAGGUGCGGGCACACAUGAGCCGGGCGGGGGCGGCCCUGGCGGAGACUGAUUUGGAGACCGGGGACAGAAGGACCCCCUCCAGCCUCCCCUUCACCCCCUGGGCACUGAGGGACUACAGGUCGCGGCGCGGGGAAGAGAAAACAGGGAAGAUUCGAGGCAGACUUCACUACAAAACUCACCAAACAGCUGGAUCUUGUGGCGAAGGGACAACAACAGAAACAACAGGAGCAGCAGGAGACAGCGAGGGGCCAGCGACAGCAGCAGCAGGGGAAGAAGAGUAUCAGCAGAGGAGCCAGAGGGAAACUAAAAGCGGAGGCGCCCGACGGAGGGUUGGCGAGGGAUGCAACACUCACCACAGGCUCCAUGGCGCGGCGGGAGCUGACUUGACCUCACACGUAAUUCCACACUUGACUUCACACGUGACUGCACUCCUUCCUCGCCGGGUCAUCAGGUACACCACGCACUCGUGCAUUGACCCCAGCAGGAGGCGGCGAGUGGUGAGGCGUCCAGGGGUGCUCGUCUACUGCAAGAGGUCCGCCCUUAUCUCUGCCAGGCUGAGGAAGCGACGGCGUUGGGUGAGAGGCCGGGGUAAGAAGCGCAAGCCUCAUUACCAUCUCUUAUUGCCUCCUCCCGCGCGGCGAAGACACUGGCGGAGGAAGCGAGUUUGCCAGACGUCUCAGGAGCCUCGGAAUGAAGUGAAACUGAAUCGCGCGAGUCAUGAGUCACUGGCGCGGUAUUUGAAUAAGAGGCAAGACCGUGAGACAGGCGCGCGUGAGGUGGGGGCGGUAAGGGCGGUGAGAAGGCCACAGGGGCGUCGCCAGGAGUUCCCCACGAGAAGGAUGCCGAUAAACGAGUGGAAAAUUGUCCUGCGGGAUAAAACACGCGAAGAGAACGGGGAGACUCAAAUGGUAACGCCUGGCAACUGUAACGCUGGAGCCACGGCGGUGACAGAUGAAACACGCGGUGCGCACCACGCCGCCCCGCCACCGACCAUGAAUCCUGCACCCUCUACCACGCAUCCUACGUCCUCCAAGCCCCUAAGGGAUAACAAAUACUACAGUCCCCCUAGAAAGAUUGAAAUAGGGCGUGAAAUCAACACCUCGCUCCCUGACACUCAAACAUCGUGGUGCUUCCCUGUCCUGCCUGGGCGGUGCGUGGAGCGGCGCGGCUCCCCACUGCGCAGCUCUCCCCGCGCAGCCACGCACCACACCCUGCGCUUCGAGGUGGUGGUGGAGAAGGCGAGGCUGCAUCACAGGUUCCUGAAGGGCGAGGAGCCACAACACGUCUCAGCCUCACCUUGGAGCAAACCGAUGUCUUCAGAUUGUCAAGUUAAAAAUAGCGAAACACAAACAAAAGAGCGAUUUUCUGCUACCUCUUGUACUGCUACUACUACUCAGCUAAAGUUACUACCACUUAAACAAUCACAUAUUCACCUCCGGGAUAUCUGGCCGACUCACACGACUCAGACACCUAAAACGAACCAAAACACCACGGCAACCAUCUGCACCACCACCUCCUGCCAACAAACGCACACCAAAAGCGAGGGCGACGAAAGCAAACCUGUAACAUCACUGAACACCAAGGAUCGGGAGGAAAGACCGAGCAGCAGCACAUCUAUUGGCCCUUACGAGACUGUUAGAGAGGCUGAGACAGAGGGACAUAGUGUGGACUGCCCAGAUGACCAGCAAAGUGCAAGAGAAAGUCCCGGGGUAUAUGAAAUCGACUCCCCAGACACGGUACCACUGACCCGCGCCACUCUGAAAGCCAAAGAGAAGUUCAUGAGACCGCUACGAGGGAGAGACCGCACGGAUCUUUCCCAGCAGACAGAGAGCGAGACCGAGAGCGAGAUGAACGGCGCCAUGAAGAAGAGGAAGAAGAGACGAAGGAAAACCCGAGGGAGACAGACCAGGAGAAACAAAACAGCAUCGCAUGAAAAGGACCCGAAUGUGACGGAACUAACAAAGACCGAUAUUUUCAGCAACGACAUCAUCUCGGAACUUCUCAAACUGUACGUCCCGCGGAGACAAAGGAAGAAACAGCAACAGGACGAGGAGGACGCGAAGAGAAAGAGGAGCAAGAGACGAAGAAAGAGGAAGAAAGGAAGCACUGAGAGGAGUAAAGAACAACGAAACGACCUUCUUGUGUCUCUGAACCGCAACACAGCCUUCUGGUAUGACGUCACCUCGAGGUUAACGGUCGUAAGCCAGAGCAGAAACGACCCUUCCACGACCUCUACCCUCCCCUCACUGCCUCCCACGACCACAACCACUGGCAGGAAGUUCAGAGCAGCAGUUAUGAGUCUGAAGAACGAGGGGAACUUGGAGAAAACGGGAGGAAGGGAAGAGGCAGAAGGAGGAGGACUGGAAGAGGGGAAACAAACCUCACUAACCUCCUCUUCCCCUCGUCCUCUGCCUCCCCUCUCUGGCACCAAAGUCCCCUCUAAGUUCUACACAGUUGCCUCGGCCUUCGUGACAGCUGAGAAGAAUUACCACAGCCUCCUGCCUCCCCUCAGUCCCACGUGGUCCGAGACUCUGGAUUCCCUCUUCCCCUCACUCCCUCAAGCGUCGGACAGCGUGGACUCAGGCCUCGGGGGGGAGAAGCAACGACCAAAACGACGCUCACGACGACCCCCGAAGAAGAAGGCGGAGGAGGGAGGACUAGACGACCCCGGCCAGACUGCGGUGGCGGCAGCAGGGGACAGCAGGGCGGCCUCGUCACGGCUCUCCGGCAGCAGUCACUCCUCGAAACCUACGUCAGCCAGGUCGUCCAAGUCGUCGUCCUCUCAUCGCAGGAUUCACGACCCCCUCUCCUACCACCCCAAGCAAUUUUUAGGGGACGGGACGCCUGCAGAAGGAGGAGCAGAACUGAAGAGGCUGCAGGAGACUCUUGGAGGAGGAGGAGGAGGAGGAGGAGGAGGAGGCCGCCAUCUUUACUCUCCCAGUCCAGAUCUCAAGGCUCGUAGGUGA
Molecule: messenger RNA, 3303 nt
Organism: Scylla paramamosain (green mud crab)
Lineage: Eukaryota; Metazoa; Arthropoda; Malacostraca; Decapoda; Portunidae
Exons: 9
Coding region: 1-3303 (1100 amino acids)
Source: RefSeq, a predicted model, not a curated record